UACCACACUCCAUUUCAUGACUGAAUUCCUCCCAGGGCCUCCCACUUCAUCUCACUCUUGCUGGCCAGUAGUCCUGAUUUUGUUCACGCUGUGCCUGGCAUUGCUGAUGGCGCUGGUUACCCUGGCAGUUUUAUUUUUCCAGAUUCCCAAGGACUGGAGGGCACAACUUAGAGACCUCAACACGACAAAGAAUGAGCUGCAUGCAAAUUUCUCAAAUAUGCUGCAAGCAAUAGGAAAUCAGCUGUGCUUGGAAGGGGAAAAAAACCUUAAAAAUAAUGGCCAGAACUGUGUACUCUGCCCUGCAAACUGGAACUGGGAAGGUGGCAAUAUGUGUUACUACCACUCCAAGCAAGAGAAGUCGUGGGAAGAGAGUCACUGGUUUUGUUCUUCACAAAACUCUACUAUUCUUCUGAUAAAAGAUGCAGCAAAGCUGGAACUGGUAAAAAAAUUUCCUAGAAAAAUGUACUGGCUUGGAUUAAGAUUUAGACCUGAACAGAGAGACUGGUAUUGGGCAGACAGCACAGCUCUUACAGAAGAACAAAAGUCUUGGGUAAAGUAUGUAAAUUACUUCCAAUCCUGUCAAUAUUUUUAUUACACUGCCGUAUAUAACAAACCAUGUGAAGACGAGCUUCACUAUGUCUGUGAAAAGCCUGCCAUCCAAUUACAGCGAGGUGACAACCAUUGGCGGGAGGACUGGUUUGUCAGACCAACAUGA
Pelecanus crispus (Dalmatian pelican) is the source of this 715-nucleotide messenger RNA. Its product is annotated as C-type lectin domain family 12 member B-like. NCBI's taxonomy places the organism in Eukaryota, Metazoa, Chordata, Aves, Pelecaniformes, Pelecanidae. Gene Ontology annotation, molecular function: transmembrane signaling receptor activity. The record is from RefSeq and is a predicted model, not a curated record. Gene Ontology annotation, biological process: signal transduction. Gene Ontology annotation, cellular component: plasma membrane.